AUGGAAGAAUAACCGUAAAUUGAAAAUACCAUAAUAGAAGAAAGGUAUAAGAAAGCUGAUGGAGAGACUGCAUAUCGUAGAUACUAGAAAGGUAAGGUUUUAGGAAAGGGUGGGUUUGCGAAAUGCUAUGAAGUUACUUCUAUUGAAAGCAAGAAAGUAUUAGCAGCAAAGAUUAUUGCUAAAAGUACUUUAAAAAAGGGGAGAACAAAAGCUAAGGUAUUAAUAUAGAUUAUAUGUAGUUAAUUACUGAAAUAAAGCUUCAUAAAUCACUUCAUCAUUAGAAUAUUGUUUAAUUUGAAGAUGUAUUUGAGGAUAAUGAAAAUGUCUACAUACUUUUGGAACUGUGUUAAAAUCAAGUGAUUAAAUUUAUUUUAAUGUUAUUAGACUUUAAAUGAAUUAUUGAAAAGAAGAAGAAGAAUCACUCAAAUAGAAGUGCAAUGUUAUUUGAAGUAAUUGAUAGGUGCAUUAAAAUAUAUACAUUCUCAUAGAAUUCUUCAUCGAGAUUUGAAGUUAGGCAAUCUAUUUAUAAAUGAGAAGAUGGAAUUAAAAUUAGGAGAUUUUGGUUUAGCUACAAAAUUAGAUUAUGAUGGAUAAAGAAGACAUACUAUUUGUGGUACUCCAAAUUAUAUUGCACCUGAAAUAUUAGAUGAAAGAAUGGGACAUUCAUAUUAAGUAGAUAUUUGGUCAGUUGGUGUUAUUAUCUAUACACUGUUAAUAGGGAAACCACCUUUUGAAACUUCAGAUGUAAAGACAACUUAUAAUAAAAUAUCACAAUGUUAAUUCAAUUUUCCAGAUCAUAUUCAAAUAUCUGAAAAUGCUAAAAAUUUAAUAUCUAGAAUUCUAGUUCUUGAUCCUUCUAAAAGAUUAACAUUAGAUGAUAUUUUAAGCCAUCCUUUUAUGACAUCAAAUCCAAUUCCUAAAACUACUCAUAUUUCUUAAUUAUUAAGUCCACCAACAGCAACAUGGUUAUCUUAAUAUUCUUAGGCUGCAAUGUUUAGUUCUUAAGCUAUUAUGUUUAAUUCUAAAUCAUUAUAACCUGAAUUAGUAUAGGUCAAAACUACAUCCUAAAUUCCAAAGAUGAAUGAUAUAUUUUCAACUUAACUCAAAAUGUCUUAAGCUUAACGUAUUAAGAGUAUUUAUUUAUUUAAAAAUAUAGCAUUAACUGAAGGAAUUAAUUAUUUAAAAGAAAAUCAAUAAACUUAGUAAAAAUAAAGUUUAAAUUUCGAGAAUAAUACAUAAUCAUAAUUUGUAAUUGUCCUAUUAUAACUUAGAGUAAGGAGAAUAGUGGCUUAUAUGUUAUAAAGUGUUGUGAUUAUCAAAGUAAAUAUGGUAUUGGUUAUGUUCUAUCUAAUAAUAAUUGUGGAGUUCUAUUUAAUGAUUAGACUAAAAUUAUCAAAUGCAACAAAUUAUAAUUCAAUUAUAUAGAUAAAUUUAAUCUAAUAUAGAAUUAUGAAUUUGAUAAUUAUCCAUCAGAUUUAAUUAAAAAAGUCACUUUACUAUAAAAAUUUACUUUGUAUUUAGGAAUUGAUGAAAAUACAACAAAUUCAGAAGUUUCAUAAGUUUUCGUUGAUAAAUUUCUUAAAACAAGAAAUGCUCUUCUUUUGAAACUUACUAAUGAUGUAAUUUAGGCUAAUUUUAUUGAUAAAACUGUUAUUGUUAUCUUAUAAAAUUAGAAUAUUAUUUUUGUUAAUGAAAAAGGUGAAAAAUUUAGUUAUACUUAAGAAUAAAUAAAGGAUAAAGAUAAAAUUCAAAGAAGGUAUUAUAAAUAAUUUAAUUUUAGGUAUAAUUAUGUAUAACAAUUAAGAAGUGGCUGUUAAUGA
Molecule: messenger RNA, 1820 nt
Organism: Paramecium pentaurelia
Lineage: Eukaryota; Ciliophora; Oligohymenophorea; Peniculida; Parameciidae
Source: the annotation of a GenBank genome assembly